AUGGAGCAAAUGAGAAGUGAACAAGUUAUGGAAAGUGGUUAUGACAGUUUGGCGCGGUGGGAUCAUGGGACGACAAAGAUGUUGUUCCAAAUGUGCAUGGAAGGCAGAUGGAAGGAAGUGGUUGAGAUCUACAAGAUCGACAAGAGAGCUCACACGGCAACGAUGACGAGAGGAGGUGACAGCGCGUUACACCUGGCGGUCACCGACGGCCAGGAGGAGGUGGUUUCACAGCUUGUGGAUCUGAUUGUGGAAGACGAGAGGAGUAAGGGAGAGGCUCUGAGGAUGCAGAACAAGAGGAAGAACACGGCAUUGCACCUUGCAGCUUCCGUGGGGACUAACAAAAUGGUUCGGCUCAUUGCUGAUGCUGAUCCCGAGCUGGUGAGUUUUCGAAACGUUGAUGGCGAGACCCCUCUCUUCCUUGCUGCUUUCCAUGGAAGAAAGGAGGCUUUCAUGAUCCUUCAUUAUACGUUCCACAAGGAACCAGGGACUCCCAUUAACUACUCUAACUGCAGAAGAAGUGGUGGUGGCACCAUUCUUCAUUCUACCAUUGCUGCCGAAAAUUUUGAAUUAGCACUGAUAAUAAUUCACCUUUAUGAAGAUCUUGGAAAUUGGAAGAAUGAAGUUGGAGAGACUCCUCUCCAUAUACUUGCCUCUAAUUCUUCUGUUUUCAAAAGUGGCAGUAGAUUUGGCCUAAUAGAAAAAUUAAUUUAUCAAGUUAUAACCGUAAGGAAACUCGAAGUAGAUGAAAGUGAUUAUCUGCCUCCCUACGAAACGAUUGACGACGGCAAAACUAAAUAUCCAAAAAAUUAUCAGUCAUGCAUGGAUUUUAUGAAACUGAUGAAAAAUACAGUCUCAUCCGGGAACCUUGAAGCACAAGAAAGAAUUGCUUCGGAGACAGACUUUUUAGGUGAGGCCAGGGCUGUGCAUGCAGAAAAAAUACCAUAUAUUAUGAUACUAAUCUGUAGAUGAAUUUUGAUGAUUUUGUAAUCUGGAUCUAUAAUUAAUUUUUUAGGAAAAGAAGCCGAAGCUUGGACGCUUCCGUCAUUAUUUCCCGCCAAUUACAAAUGCUUUGUUGAUUUUCUUAAGUUGGUAUUUAUGAUAAUGCUGGUGAUGG
Molecule: messenger RNA, 1114 nt
Organism: Arachis stenosperma
Lineage: Eukaryota; Viridiplantae; Streptophyta; Magnoliopsida; Fabales; Fabaceae
Exons: 4
Coding region: 1-969 (322 amino acids)
Molecular function (GO): protein binding
Source: RefSeq, a predicted model, not a curated record